GUUUAUAUAGCGUAUAGAGACACUACUCCACCCUUAUCUCGCAUCGUCGAGACUCGCCCAGCCGGCACGACCUCAAAGGCGAAGGUCGGAGCAGUGUUUAUCACCAUCCAUGCCAACCGGCAAACCCACCCGCGAAGAAAUACGCCAAGUUGCGCGUACGACUGCCAGCCUGCUCGAAGGGCAUGGGAUGAGAUGUUGUGUGUUCGGUAGUGCCGCGUGUGCAGCAUUCGGGGCGAAACUAAACAGGGUUCCUCGGGACGUCGACAUGCUCGUUCUCACAACCCGCGAUGCCGAGUACAUCAAGCGCCUCAUCGCAGAUUCGGACAACAACUACACCCUCGUCCGCUCCCGCGCGCCAGGCCAGACGUACAAGAUCCUCUGGCUCAGUCUCCGCGGGAACGGGCGCAGGUGCAAAGUUGACAUCUUGACUCCAGGGACACUCGGCCUCCCACGCGUACCCUCACGAAAUAUCGCGUAUCCGACGCAGGGAAUACCCUGCAUGCCGCUUAUCGCGCUCCUGGGGAUGAAGUUGCGCGGCUGGAAGGAUCAUCGUAAUUCGCAUGAAGUACGGUACCACAGGAAGCAGUGGGACGACGUUGAUGACAUCAAGGAGCUGUUGCAGGUGUGUGUUGAUCAGGGCUUUGUUGCGGACGCGAAUCAGUGGCUUUGGAUGGAUGAGCAGUUCAGAGUUGAUAUGGGCGCCCGUAUGCUCGAGUUCGUGCAGCAGGAGCUGCAGACUAAGGAACUCUGGGAAGAGAUCGGGUUUGAAUUCGAGGUUGAAGAGGGUUCGUGGGACGAGUGAUCGCACUUAGAUCAAAUACCGUGUGGCGUGUGUUAACAUAAACUUUCCAAACCUCUGGUAAAAC
Molecule: messenger RNA, 866 nt
Organism: Coniophora puteana RWD-64-598 SS2
Lineage: Eukaryota; Fungi; Basidiomycota; Agaricomycetes; Boletales; Coniophoraceae
Exons: 2
Coding region: 110-802 (230 amino acids)
Source: RefSeq, a predicted model, not a curated record